CACCCGCCCUCCAGCUCCACAGCGCGGAGGGACGCCGUGAGCCGCCGGCUCCGCCGUCGCCUCGGGCCGCGGAGGGACGUGCCAAGCCGCAAUGAAGAGCUACUUACAGUGAAAGGAAAGUAGGUCGCGCCCACUGAAAAUGCCUUUAAGGGACAAAUACUGUCAGACUGACCACCAUCAUCACGGAUGCUGUGAACCAGUUUAUAUCCUGGAACCUGGAGAUGCUCCUUUGUUACAGCAACCACUACAGACAUCCAAAUCUGGUAUUCAACAAAUAAUUGAGUGCUUUCGAUCAGGAACUAGACAACUUAAACAUAUUUUAUUAAAAGAUGUGGACACUAUUUUUGAAUGUAAAUUAUGCCGAAGUCUCUUCAGAGGAUUACCAAAUUUAAUUACCCACAAAAAAUUUUACUGCCCACCAAGUCUCCAGAUGGAUGACAACCUUCCUGAUGUAAAUGAUAAACAAAGCCAAGCCAUAAAUGAUCUCCUAGAAGCCAUAUAUCCAAGUGUGGACAAGCGAGAAUAUAUUAUUAAACUAGAACCCAUAGAAACUAAUCAGAAUGCAGUGUUUCAAUAUAUUUCAAGGACUGAUAAUCCUACUGAAGUCACGGAGUCAAGCAGUAUUCCUGAACAAACUGAAGUUCAAAUACAGGAAACUAGCACUGAACACUCUAAAACAGUUCCCGUUCCAGUUACAGAGAUGGAAACUGUAGAGCCCCCUCCUGUUGAGAUCGUUGCAGAUGAAGUUGCACCUACAUCUGAUGAACAACCUCAGGAAUCACAAGCUGACUUAGAAACUUCUGAUAAUUCUGAUUUUGGUCACCAGUUGAUAUGUUGUCUUUGUAGAAAAGAAUUUAAUUCCAGACGAGGUGUUCGUCGUCACAUUCGAAAAGUACACAAGAAAAAGAUGGAAGCUAAAAAGUACAUUGAAACACGAAAAAAUCCAAACCAAUCCUCUAAAGGACGUAGUAAGAAUAUUCUGGUUCCAUUAAGUAGGAGUUGUCCAGUAUGUUGUAAAUCAUUUGCUACAAAAGCGAAUGUAAGGAGGCACUUUGAUGAAGUUCAUAGAGGACUAAGGAGGGAUUCAAUUACUCCUGAUAUAGCAACAAAGCCUGGGCAACCUUUGUUUCUGGAUUCUGUUUCUCCUAAAAAAUCUUUUAAGACUCGAAAACAAAAGUCGUCUUCAAAGGCUGAAUACAAUUUAACUGCAUGCAAAUGCCUCCUUUGCAAGAGGAAAUAUAGUUCACAAAUAAUGCUUAAAAGACAUAUGCAAAUUGUCCACAAGAUAACUCUUUCUGCAACAAACUCUAAAAGAGAGAAAGGCCCCAAUAAUACUGCCAACAGUUCAGAAAUAAAAGUUAAAGUUGAACCAGCAGAUUCUGUAGAAUCUUCACCCCCUUCCAUUACCCAUUCUCCACAGAAUGAAUUAAAGGGAACAAAUCAUUCAAAUGAAAAAAAGAACACACCGGCAGCACAGAAAAAUAAAGUUAAACAAGACUCUGAAAGCCCUAAAUCAACCAGUCCGUCUGCUGCAGGUGGCCAGCAAAAAACCAGGAAACCAAAACUUUCAGCUGGCUUUGACUUUAAGCAACUUUACUGUAAACUUUGUAAACGUCAGUUUACUUCCAAACAGAACUUGACUAAACACAUUGAGUUGCACACAGAUGGGAAUAACAUUUAUGUUAAAUUCUACAAGUGUCCUCUUUGCACUUACGAAACUCGUCGAAAGCGUGAUGUGAUACGACAUAUAACUGUGGUUCAUAAAAAGUCAUCCCGCUAUCUUGGGAAAAUAACAGCCAGUUUGGAGAUCAGAGCUAUAAAAAAGCCCAUUGAUUUUGUUCUAAAUAAAGUGGCAAAAAGAGGCCCUUCAAGGGACGAAGCAAAACAUAGCGAUUCAAAACACGAUGGCACUUCUAACUCUCCUAGUAAAAAGUAUGAAGUAGCUGACGUUGGUAUUGAAGUAAAAGUCACAAAAAACUUUUCUCUUCACAGAUGCAAUAAAUGUGGAAAGGCAUUUGCCAAAAAGACUUAUCUUGAACAUCAUAAGAAAACUCAUAAGGCAAAUGCUUCCAAUUCACCUGAAGGAAACAAAACCAAAGGCCGAAGUACAAGAUCUAAGGCUCUUGUCUGCCUCGGGAAGCCGUCGCCCCGCAGCGCUGCCGCCCCGCGCUCGGCUGCCCCAGGGAGCCGCUGCCCUUCCGUGGCUGCGGCCGUCACCACGCGCCAGGCUGCCGCCAGCUGCCGCCCUAAGCUCCGUGGGGGUGCUGCUCGGGAGCGCCAGCUUGCCGCCCGGGGCCUACGGAAGCCCGCACCCCCAUGAGUGCCACCUCCCGGCCACCGGCGGGAUGACGCCAGCACUGUGCACAGCUCGGAGUACCUCAAGCGCUUCACCGCAACUCGCCUCUAUGCCCGCCCGCCCUCCAGACCCUCUGUCAUCAGCGGGCUCCCCGGUGUCUGCGGAUUUCACAGACCCCCUCACCCCCUGGCUUUGGUGGAACCUGGUUUACCC
Molecule: messenger RNA, 2509 nt
Organism: Phyllostomus discolor (pale spear-nosed bat)
Lineage: Eukaryota; Metazoa; Chordata; Mammalia; Chiroptera; Phyllostomidae
Gene: ZNF800
Product: zinc finger protein 800
Source: RefSeq, a predicted model, not a curated record